This is a messenger RNA of Rana temporaria (common frog), 1251 nucleotides long. Its product is annotated as putative methyltransferase DDB_G0268948. Gene Ontology annotation, molecular function: S-adenosylmethionine-dependent methyltransferase activity. Lineage: Eukaryota; Metazoa; Chordata; Amphibia; Anura; Ranidae. The transcript is spliced from 8 exons. The coding region runs from base 188 to 1003 and encodes 271 amino acids. The record is from RefSeq and is a predicted model, not a curated record.
AGAGCCUUAAGUUGAACACAAGCAGAGAGAAUUAUCAGUGUAGCUGGGAGUAUAUUCAAAGCAUUUCCAUAUCCAGGCAAAGUUACUAUCACACUACGAGGAAGAUCUCUCGGUGAAGCUGACAACUCAGCGUGUUUGAUCCCUAUAAUCUGAGAUCCACCCCUUCUGGCGAUAAUCUGAGUCCAAAAUGGUGACACGACAGUUUGAAGGAAAGCAGCAAGCAUCUGAUUAUCAGAAAUUCAGGUUUGACCCGUCGCAAGAAAUAAUAGACCUUAUCUUCAGUUACGUGGAUGAAAGGUUUCCCAAACUAUCUGAAUUUGCUGUGGACGCUGGCUGUGGAACGGGACAGAACACAAGAGUUCUCGCUCCAUACUUCAAGAAAGUUCUCGGAAUCGACAUCAGUGAGGCUCAGAUAGAAGAGGCCAAGAAAGCCACGAGGUCACCCAAUGUCACAUACAGGGUCUGUCCAGCUGAAGAGGUGCCGGUUGGUGACACUUCUGUUGAUCUACUAACAGCGAGUAUUGCUGCCCAUUGGUUUACCAUUGAGAAAUUUCUAAAAGAGGUCGAUCGGAUCUUAAAGCCAGGAGGCUGCCUUGCUAUCUUCACCUACCUCCCCAGUAUGGAAGUCCACUACAAGGACUGCUCAGAACAGAUGACUCAAGUCUUUGCAGAGGUGGGAGAUAGUCUUGUCCCCUAUGAGCAUGAGAAGAUUUAUCAUCUCAAGAAUGGAUGCAAGGAAAUGUAUGAAUCCAUCCCAUACCCCGACAAAAGAAGGAUAGAAAACAUUGUGACCAAGUUUCCUAUGCCAUUGUCAGGCCUGAUGGGUCUUAUUCAGACCUUCCCCGAGGUCCAGAUCUUUCUUAAGACUAAACCUGAGGAAGCAAAGGAAAUGCUAAGAACAGCAGAGGAAAGGUUCCUUCGGCUCAUGGGGACGUCCUCCAGUGAAACGGAGGUUGAAGUUUGGCUACAAAACGUCCUGAUAUUGGCUUCUAAACCUCAGUGAAGGAAGAGUUUGGAAAACCAACGCUGAACCCUGCAAGAUGUGGCUGGAGACCCCGCUGAUCCGAAUUUAGCAUAUCACAGUUUCAAUAUGUCAGAUGUACAAAAAAGAAAAAUCUCGCACAAUCUUCUUUGUAUAAAAUCAAACCACAAAGUAAAUAUAUACACCUAAGAGUUAACAAUGAGACAAAAUCAUCAAAUGUGACAAUGUAGCAAAAAGUCCAAAUAAAGAAAAACGUAUCUAACGGUAUA